Messenger RNA from Plectropomus leopardus (leopard coralgrouper), 3331 nucleotides. RefSeq lists its product as uncharacterized. Gene Ontology annotation, molecular function: cysteine-type deubiquitinase activity. The record is from RefSeq and is a predicted model, not a curated record. Gene Ontology annotation, biological process: protein deubiquitination. Gene Ontology annotation, cellular component: cytosol; nucleus. Lineage: Eukaryota; Metazoa; Chordata; Actinopteri; Perciformes; Serranidae.
AAGUAAGUAAUUUACAGUAAAAAGAUGCUGUUUGUGUGUGCCGAUGAAAAUCGGAGACAAGAACUUGUUCAACUGUGAAACAACUGAAGCUGACAGCGUGGAAGCGGACUGAUAAAAGCGCAUCGAGGGAAUCAAAAUGAAUAACCUCGAAAAUGGUGUUCAGUAUGUCAACAAUGUAUUGGCUUCUUCAGGCAAUACAUACCAUGGCCUGUUAAACCAGGGCGCAACAUGUUACUUGAACAGUGUGCUGCAGGUGCUGUUUAUGACCAAAGACUUCAGAGAAGCUGUUGAAAAACACACCUGUGAAAAACGUGAUUGUAUGGAUUGUCAUCUUAAAUCCUUAUUUGAUGACUUAAAAGGACAAACGGCUUACACCUAUAAAAUCACAAAAAAGCUGGGCAUCAACAGAGUGUGCGAACAGCAAGAUGCUGCAGAGUACUUUGAGAAGAUUUUAGGUCUGACCAGUUCUAAGGCAUCUCAGAUCUUCCACGGACUGUUGACACACAGGACCAAAUGUUCUGCAGGUUGCACUGAGAAAGAGGAUGAUGGAGCAUUUUGGUCUCUUCCUCUUCCACUGGUGGAUUUUUACCAUGAGAACUACAAUGUGGUGAAUGGUAUUGCGGAGUUUUUCAGAGAUUCGGAUUUCAGCGGCGAAAACCAGAUGUACUGUGACGAGUGUGAUGCAAAAUCUGAUGCUACAAUUAAAUGUGUAAUAAAGCAUCACCCAGACGUCCUGAUGCUGCUGCUGAAGAGGUUUGACUUUAACUACGAUUACAUGACUCAUGUCAAAAUCAGCUGCACUGUGGAUGUUCCCUACGUCCUACAGAUACCAGAGGGUCAGACAUAUGAGCUGUAUGCGGUCAUUGAACAUUUUGGCAGUCUUAGAGGUGGACAUUACACGGCAACAAUCAAAUCUCAGGAUGAUGACAAAUGGUAUAACUUCAAUGAUACCAUGGUCACAUUGCUUCAUUAUCAGCCAUUCCAGGUCGACAACUUUGAAAAACUCCACGACGCUUAUCUUCUCUUCUACAGAAAAAAGAAAAUGCACGCUGCCAACACUUGUCCUCAAGAAUUUGGGGAGAUGUCAACUCCUGCAGGCUUCCCACCUGCCGACAGUGAUGUCUAUGACCAGAAUCAGGAUGGUGAAAAGAAGAGAGAGCCAAAGGAGGCUGAGUGGGUAGAUGAAGUGAGUAAUGAACAUGCAGCAGCUGCUUCCAUCAACACAAAUGAAGAAACAGGAGAUAAAGACAUCAGAACUCGUUCUGGAGAAAUAGGGCUGCCAUCAGACCAUAAUGUCGAGGAUCAGGGAGUUAAUGUCAGUCAGAUCUUAUCAAAAAAUCAUCAGGAGGGUGAUGAGGAAAGAAAUGACUCAUAUUAUCAUCCUCAGGAUGCUCAGGUCGAAAAACAGAGAGGUGAUGAUGAUGAGGAGGACAUGAAAGGAAAUGCUGAGUCGGAUGAUCAGCCAGAAAAGAGAGAAACUCAGCUUGAGGGUGUCAACGAUCAGGACAAUGACACUGUAGGACAAAAUGAUAGACAAAAAAGGAGACGGCAGGAGGGACAUGACAUGUAUAAUCAGUAUAGUGAUCAGAGUCCUAAAUGGGAAGUAAGCAACAAACAUGCAAGAUAUGCUCAUCCUCAUGUUUGUGUUGACAUGCAGGAAGAUGAGGAAAGAGUGGAUGUAAACAGAGACGAGGGUGGAAAGAUGGAAGGUGACAAACAGUCAGAGAGGACAGAGGAAGCUUCAGCAAAACACCUUGACAGGGAUGCAGAGCAGCAUGUAGAUUACAGAUUUAAUGAUUUUAGACAGAACAUGCAUGGAGAUCAUGGGGAUGCACAGAAAACUGAACAUUAUUGCCUUAAAACUGUUCAUGUGGACAGAGAGGGAGAUGGGUUGAAGACGGAGCUCCAUGUGAAGGUAGACAAAGAAGGGGAAAGUGGAGCUCGUGAAAGGGGGAUCACGUCAGGGAGCCGAAAGCUCCUGACAAAAUAUGACCUCUGCAAUCCUGAGUUUCAGGUCAGGGGAAGAGUUGGUGAGGCUGAGCAGAAAGUGUCUAAAGUUGAUCAGAGGUGUGAGCAGGGGAGCACAGGCAACUAUAAAAGACACGAGCAACCUAGAGAGGAUAAGAGGGACGUUAAGGAGGACAAGGAACAAAUGAGAGAUGAUGCACAAAGGAAAGAAACAUCAGUGAGAAAUCCUAACUUGAGUGCAGAUGUAGAGGACAAGAGAGGAUUCGAUGAUGUGAAACAGAGCAGAUCACAGCAGGAAAUCAGUGUUACACAUUCAACACAUAAAGACAUAAUUAGUGCAGACAAACAAGACGAAAAGAAGCAAAGCAAAGGAGAUAAUAAACAUCCUCAAAGCAAAGCAGGCUCUUCUUUUCGACGGCAAGAACUGCCAGAAAGCAGAGGCAGGACAGAGAGCGAGGGAGACGAGAUGAGACAGGAGACAACAACAGAAAGACACACUGAUAAUACAGCGCAAGGAAGACAUGGUUUAAAGACGCCAAAAACACAUGUAAAUACAGAAAUUAAAGAAACUCGUAGUAUUGAAGGACGCGGUAAGAGAAAGAUAAAAAUAAAAAUUGUAGAGGAAACCAUACAGCAGGAGACUUUGGUAACAGGGGUUCGCAAUUUAAAUCUGAAUGAGUCCCCUUUGCAAGAGCCACAGCGACGCCAAACCAAAAGAGAGAGCGAGACACAAAUUAUUUCACUUCCAAAAAAGAAGACAAAAGUCUCUGAAACAGAAGAAGCAGCUGAAAUAAACCAUGCAGAGGACAAAAGUGGUAAACAUGAGAAGAGCCGAAAACAAUGGUGGCAGUUUAUUACCUGUCGAAAGCAACACAGAAAAGAAAAAAACAAAAAGAAAAAAACUAUCGGCUGUUUUUCUUUUAAAAGCCGGAAAAACGCAGACCAGACUUUAGAGUCAGAUUAAGACAAAAUACACACUUUGUUGCUUGUUCAGUCUAUAUAACAGAUGCCUUUUUUUUCUUAUGUUUUUGGGAAUGUAAAAUUCAUCGCUUCGUCUUUUUAAGAUUGUUUUUGUGUGAACAGCAGCAAAAGUAAACGGUAUAAUGAGAGAGAAGCUCUCAUUACAAGAUUACAAGUUUUGAUUAUUUGCGUCAGCCUGUAUAUAUAGAAAGCAACGCAGUGGAAAUUCACUUUAAAUGUUUUUCAAUGUCAAGUCGAGGAAUAACAAGAUAACAUUUAUAUUCUGCUGAUUAUUUGCAGACUGAAUGAUAAAUUUUUCAUGCAGCUAAAGAAAUGUAUUCAUCUUAAACAUUUUGUUUGAAUUUUUUUUUGUGUGAAAUUGUUAAGAGAUAUAAAAAGAUGG